Molecule: messenger RNA, 2404 nt
Organism: Myxocyprinus asiaticus (Chinese sucker)
Lineage: Eukaryota; Metazoa; Chordata; Actinopteri; Cypriniformes; Catostomidae
Product: serine/threonine-protein kinase ULK3-like
Exons: 16
Coding region: 231-1646 (471 amino acids)
Biological process (GO): peptidyl-serine phosphorylation; autophagy; autophagosome organization
Cellular component (GO): autophagosome; cytoplasm
Molecular function (GO): ATP binding; protein serine/threonine kinase activity
Source: RefSeq, a predicted model, not a curated record
ACUUCCGUUUCGUAUGUAAACACGUUUAUGUGUUACUUAUAUUUCCGAUUCAUUCUUAAAUAUUGUGCACCGUUUAUGAAGUCAGCAGACUGCUAUUCAGUCUGACGCAUUAAUGACUCUGAUGAGUGCAGAACAACUGUCGCUAUGCACUUGAUAAUGCUGUAAAGAGCACUAAUUAUUAUUGAUUAUUGACUGAUUGACUGAUUGAUGUUGUUUCGGUUCGGUACGGGAUGGCUGCGUGUUUCGCUCUGCCGAAGCUCAAGGAUUUUAUUCUCACCGAGAAACUGGGAAGCGGCACAUAUGCGACAGUUUAUAAAGCCUACAGAAAAACUGACAGCCGAGAGGCAGUGGCUGUGAAGGUGGUCAGUAAGAAAAGUCUCAAUAAAACAUCAAUGGAAAAUCUGUUGACAGAAAUUGAAAUCCUGAAAACAGUUCGUCAUCCUCACAUUGUGCAGCUCAAAGAUUUUCUGUGGGACGGCGAUAAUAUCUAUCUGAUUCUGGAAUGGUGUUCCGGAGGAGAUUUGUCCAGUUUUAUCCGCAGUCGUAGGAUUCUUCCAGAGAGAGUGGCCCGUCGCUGCCUCCAGCAGAUUGCAUGUGCUCUUCAGUUUCUCCAUGAGAAGAACAUCUCUCAUUUGGACCUCAAACCUCAGAACAUUCUACUGAGUGGAAACGUGUUAAAGCUCGCAGAUUUUGGCUUUGCGCAGUACAUGUCCCCAUGGGAUGAGCAGCAUGCUCUGCGAGGCUCUCCACUCUACAUGGCUCCAGAGAUGGUGUGCAGUCGACAUUAUGAUGCUCGAGUUGAUCUCUGGUCUGUUGGGGUCAUUCUUUAUGAGGCUUUAUUUGGUCGAGCUCCAUUUGCCUCUCGUUCGUUCGCUGAACUGGAGGGGAAAAUCCGAAGUGAGAAACCAGUCGAGCUGCCGUCUGGAGUGCAUGUUUCUCGUGACUGCAGAGAUCUGCUGCUGCGGCUGCUGGAGAGAGAUCCGGAUGCUCGCAUCACAUUUGAUGAGUUUUUCUUGCAUCCCUUCGUAGACCUGGAACACAUGCCCAGUGCAGACAGCCUCGCAAAGGCCGUGAGUGUGUGUAAAGCACUGGUGUUGCAGGCCGUUCAGAAGGAUCAGGAUGGAGAGCGAUCUGCUGCGUUAUCACUGUACUGUAGCGCACUUGAACACUUUGUUCCUGCUAUUCAUUAUGAAACUGACCGACAGAGGAAGGAAGUGCUGAGACAAAAAGUGAAUCAGUAUGUUUCUCGCGCUGAGGAACUCAAAGCUCUUGUCAAAUCAGACAACAGGAUCAGUUUCGAGCAGGCAAAGUCAACCAGGAAUAUACUAAUAGAAAUGUCUAGAGAUCAGCCACGUUUACGAGCUGCCCUAGAGUUAGCAUCCACCGCUGUUGCCCGGGAGGAGAGUGGUGCGGAGGACUAUGACACUUUAGAUUUAUAUCAGCAGAGUUUGGGUGAGCUGCUGCUGGCGCUAGCGGCUGAAUCUCAAGGCCGUCGGCGUGAGCUGCUCCAUGGCGAGAUUAAAAGUCUAAUGAGUCGAGCUGAAUACUUCAAAGAGCUGAUUAAGAUGCGGGAAACUCAGACCGAUGAAUUGCUGAAGAAAGAUGCUGCUGCUGAAUCAGUGAGAUCCUCCUGUUGUUUACAGUGAGUCGCAGGUUCACACCAUGGCAAUAGAAAUGUAGCAUGUCACAUAACUAGAGAAUUCACAGGAAGUGAUUGGAUCUCCUCAUGUGUGAAUAAUGUGAUGUGAUGCUCACCUGGCAGACUGUCAAACUACUGUAACUGUAUAUAGUAGCUGCAGUGUUAAAAUGUAUAUAACAGGAAUCUUUGUAUUAAGAAAAAGACCUUUACACCUGAAAGAAUUGGAAGUGCUGGACAAGUAAUGACUAUAAAAUCACUGUUUCACUCUCUCUCUCUCUCUCUCUCUCUCUCUCUCUCUCUCUCUCUCUCACACACACACACACACACACACACACACACACAGACAGACAGACACAGACAGAGCUUCAAACCUGACCACAGGCCCACCACAGAUUUGGCCACUGCUCCACCACGAGAAAGGUGUGGUUUUUUUGUGUUUACUCUGGGCUGGCACACAUCACACUCCCUUACAGCACUUUACACACUCAAUUUAUGGCCACGUAAGGACGGACACAUCUCACGCUGCUGGUUAGCAGUUUACAUUUGUGAUUUCACACUGAAUUGCUGCUCAGCAGUGGUCAAAACUCAAAAAAGGGAAGUUUUAAUGCUGACAGCUAUUGAUGCUACUGACAAAUACAUCUUGCAAUACUGGUAAAGGUUUUGUUUUGGAUGAUUUUUAUUUUAUUUUUAUGAACAGCUUUAAUUUUUGAUAAGUGAUUAUAUAUUGACUGUAUAAUCUCAAAUUAAAUUGUGCAUUAUUCUCUG